AUGGCAGCCAUGUAUACUCGUGACAGAUGUGAAUCCACAUUCCUUCGCAAGACGUGUGCGAACGGCAUCCCAAAAUCAAUGAUACUCACGGUUGCCGAACAUGCUUCGCAGGUCAUCACUUGUGCCGACAACGCAGUUAAUCAAUCCAACAUACCACCACUCGCACAGUUUAUAUCGUCGCUGGUGGAACGCUCGAGAAUCCCGACCGCUACCUUCAUGGCGAGCUUUGGCUAUAUUGCUAGAUUAAGAAAGAGAUUGCCUCCCACUGCUCGAGGAAUGUUUUGUACAUGCCAUCGUAUCUACCUGGCCUCACUGCUACUCGCUGGCAAAUACCUUAGCGACACACCAAUAAAAAACCGAACAUGGGCCGCCUAUGCAGGAAUAUUCUCACUAGCCGAAGUAAACCUAAUGGAACGCCAACUGCUAUACCUGCUAGACUAUAAUCUCCAAAUCCCCAUCGAGGAACUCGAAGAACUGGCCGUUGAAUAUCUUGGUGUUGAACGAGACUCGGAAUUCGCUGAAAUGUUUGACGAUACCAUCACCAUACCUAUAUCACCAGCCGCAUCUGUAUCUAGUGGAUGCAGCUCUUCAGCAUCGCCAGCAUCUUCAGCGUCGCCUAUGAGUAUCAGCAUGAUGCCACGUCGAAUGGAUAGUGAUUGUAGGGACUCGGCGUGCUCGAUAUCAGAAGCAGAAAUGUCAGAGGCUAGACUGGAGGUCAUGAAAACUACCAUGUCGCCGUUUGAUCAGCAGGUGCCAGGGAGCAGUUGUAGUAGCUCGAGUGACAUGUCGAUGGCAGUAUGA
Molecule: messenger RNA, 801 nt
Organism: Synchytrium microbalum
Lineage: Eukaryota; Fungi; Chytridiomycota; Chytridiomycetes; Synchytriales; Synchytriaceae
Exons: 3
Coding region: 1-801 (266 amino acids)
Biological process (GO): regulation of cyclin-dependent protein serine/threonine kinase activity
Cellular component (GO): cyclin-dependent protein kinase holoenzyme complex; nucleus
Molecular function (GO): cyclin-dependent protein serine/threonine kinase regulator activity; protein kinase binding
Source: RefSeq, a predicted model, not a curated record